Molecule: messenger RNA, 1343 nt
Organism: Penaeus vannamei (Pacific white shrimp)
Lineage: Eukaryota; Metazoa; Arthropoda; Malacostraca; Decapoda; Penaeidae
Source: RefSeq, a predicted model, not a curated record
CGCCAUAGAUGCCUCUUCAUUUUUAUUUCAGACUUUGUUAGAGGAGGAAGAAGCCCUUUCGUGGUUUUACUUCUCGACCCAACUUUGCGAUUCGAUUUUGACUUGAAGUCAAAAAUCUCCGAACGACUCUCGCUUGCUUUAGAGUGAGCUAGAAAUAACAUCCAAGCUUUAAAAAGAAGAGUGAGGCACGACCUAACGGAAUUUCUCUGGAUUAUCCGAUUUCAAAAUACCGUCGCCAUUAAAAAAAAAACCGUUACGGAAUUUUUGAAUUUGUCGUUGCGUCGUUCCUUUUUUCUUUUGCAGCGGUGGAAGCGGUACUUGUUUAAUUAACUGCGUAAAGGGAAUUCAAUUUUAUCAUUAUAUUGAUAAAAAAAAUAACUUUUGACAAACCGCAGUUUUCUUGUUAUUUUUGAGUUUAUUCGGCUAUCCUUUUGCUGUGUAAGGAAGCUUUGUCAGAUCCAAAGUUAACAUAAUUUCGUUUAAAUUAAGUUUAAAUUUAAGUAAGGGAUAUAUUCUACAAGGAAAUAUCUUUGGAACAAACUAUUAUUUUUUUGGUUUCGGAAGUUAGUAAUAUCAUCUGAUCCGCUGUUUCACUUUGACAAAAAGGGAAAAAAAUAACAAAACAGAAAAAAACAAAAAAACAAAAAAGCAAACAAACAAACAAGAACAAGAAUCGACCGAAGAUGCCUGCUGUUCUCUCCACCGUCGCUAAGGGCGUUCGGAAAGUGCUAGACAAGUACCCCGUGACGCGAGGCAUGGUGGCCUACGCGGUGCUGUGGCCGGCGGGAAACCUCGUGCAGCAGGGCCUCGACGGCUCCAGAACCAGCUUCGACCUGUGGGAGGCCCUGAGGUACGGGCUCUACGGCUCCUGCAUCAACGCCCCGCUCCUCUACAGGUGGAUCAAGACCGUGACUUUCCUCAUUCCGGGAAAUUCGCUGAGACACGCCAUUGCCAAGGGCUAUGUGGACCAGCUGGUGUUUGCUCCCUUCAAUAUCUCGCAAUUCUUCCUGGGGAUGUCCCUUCUUGAGGGCAAGGCGGUGGACGAGAGCAUCUGCGAAUGGCAAGACAAAAUGCUGCCGACUUGGCUGGUGAGCCUCUCCAUCUGGCCGAUCCUCCAGACGCUCAACUUCAGCCUGGUGCCCGAGAAGAACCGCGUCAUGGCCAUCUCCCUCGGCUCCUUCUUCUGGAUGGUGUUCCUCUCCUACGUGCACCACACCCGCGCCGAGGACCUGCCCGCCGAGCUCACCACACGCCGCGUCCACUACGACUACAAGCACGGGCCGCGAGAGGCCAUCGAGACGUGGGUGGCGGCGGCCGCGAUCUCCUCGAACGCGGCCGGUUAG